GGACAAAGCAUUCAAGAUCCCGAGCGUGUUUCGGUGGAUGAUUGAGCUGUAUCGUACCACUGGAGACGAUAUUGUUUGCGAGAUGGGAUAUGAUGCACACGUUCUCAUUCGAUCAUAUGAUCUCGCUCUCCAACUUUUCGUGCCAAUAAUGAUUAUGAGCUUGGGCCUACUCCUACCCUUGAAUAUAUUGGGAAGUGAAGGUGGGGAAGACCUCAAUGCUUUCCUCGUGACAAAUAUCAGUGACGGUGAUAG
Sphaeroforma arctica JP610 is the source of this 252-nucleotide messenger RNA. RefSeq lists its product as hypothetical. The record is from RefSeq and is a predicted model, not a curated record. The transcript has 2 exons. The annotation marks the transcript as partial. NCBI's taxonomy places the organism in Eukaryota, Ichthyosporea, Ichthyophonida.